AGAGAGAGAGAGGUGUGGCUACGCGGCCGGAGCCAAAAUGGCGACGGCAGGGGAGGAGACGGGACGCCAGUUUCACUCAGCGCUAACUAGCUUAGCUCAAUAAGGAACUAACCCGAGAGCACGGAGACGGAAACAGUGUUAAUCAUGGCCGAACUUGACCAGCACGAAGGAGAGCAGGACAUUGAGAAGAAAAUUGAAGAGACGAGACAGAGAUUUAAGAAUGAGUUCCUCCAAGAUUCGACAGAAAAAUAUGACUCCAGAGACGUGGAGAGGCUUCAAACCGAUGAUGCUCUGGUGGAGGGCUACCUGACGUGGAGGCUUUAUGCUGUCGACGAUGCCUUGAAAAUGAUCGAUGAAAGUCUCCAGUGGAGAAAAGAGUUUGGUCUGAAUGAUCUCACUGAGAGCAGCAUUCCCAAAUGGAUGUUCGAGACUGGUGCCGUUUAUCUCCACGGAUACGACAAAGAGGGCAACAAGCUCUUCUGGUUCAAAGUGAAGCUACACAUGAAGGAUAACAAAACAAUCACGGACAAGAAGAAGUAUGUCGCCUUUUGGCUGGAGCGGUAUGCGAAGAAAGAGCCCGGGAUGCCGCUCACUGUUGUGUUUGACAUGGCAGAGUCUGGCCUCAGCAAUAUAGACAUGGAGUUCGUGAAGUACAUUAUCAAUUGCUUCAAAGUGUAUUAUCCAAAGUUUUUAUCCAAAAUGAUCAUCGUGGAUAUGCCUUGGAUCAUGAAUGCCGCGUGGAAGAUUGUGAAGUCAUGGCUGGGUCCUGAGGCGAUCAGCAAGCUCAAGUUUGCAUCCAGAUCCGAGAUCCAGACGUUCAUAGGCCCCGAGUACCUGCCACCCCACAUGGGUGGAACGGAUCCCUUCAAAUACAGCUACCCGCCUCUUCCCGACGACGACUUCCAAACGCCCAUCUGCGACAACGGACCCAUUGUUGGCGAGGACGACGUGGAGAGCAAAGAAGGUGAAAUGGAGGGCAAAGAUGCACUUUCAGAGUCCAGCUUCAACUCUGAGGUCGCGGUAAAGCCCAAAAAGGUGAAUUUCCUGGAAGACAGUUUGAGGUCAGAGGACAAUGAUAGAGGAGACGCAGGCACCAGGACCAAAGGAGUCAGGAAGCCACUGACGACCUUCAAAGGCCCUCUGCUGGAUGUCAGCCCUGCAGAGGAGCUCAGCUUCGGUUCUGGGGAGACGGAGAAGAAAUGCCUCAUUAUCCUGAGCAAUGUGACCAAAAAUCAAGUGGCCUUCAAGGUCCGGACCACGGCGCCUGAGAAGUACAGAGUGAAGCCCAGCAGCAGCUGCUGUGAACCAGGAGCAUCAGUAGAUAUAGUGGUGUCCUUACACGGAGGUUCUCAAGCCUCUCCGCAGGACAGAUUCUUGGUCAUGGCUGCAGAGAUGGAGAACGCUGGAUCACAAGAACUCGCACAGUUCUGGAAAGACGUAUCGAAAACAAAGAUCAUGGAACACAGAUUGCGCUGUCAUGUUCUGGAGAGCGAAAAGCCUGCAGCGAGUCCUCUCAGGGACAGCCCUGUGGAGACGGUGAGCAGCGGGCAGCAGGAACUAAACACAGCGCUCAUGCGAGUGAUGGCCUGCAACUCGCGGUUGGAGCAGAAGAUGAAUACGUGUCUGUGGGUGCAGAAGGUUCUCAUCGGGUUGGUGCUGGUCCUUGUGGCGCUGAACCUGCUGUGUCUCUUCAUGCUGGGCUCUUCACAGCGGCAGUCCUGACCUGCUCCCUCUACCGCCUGCAUCCGUCAACCACAGACCAGGUUCCAGUGGGACCACAGUCGACCGCCUGAGGGGACAGUCAUCCGGGACUUUCUCCUCCUCCUCUUAGCCUCCUCCGCCGUCCUCAGAGGCCGCUGCCAUGGAGGCGAGGAGGGCCGCAUUAGGGACAAUAUAAGUUAUAUGAAGAGAUUGUACCUGUCUCUUCUCAGGCACUUGAGCGUAAAAUACAACAGAGACACUUUUAACAAUGUGACAUGAAAUCAGUAAUGUUGUUUUUUAAGGUCGAUCAUGGAAAACAAAAAAGUGUAUUUAUUGAAGAAGUCACAGUUAUUUUUGUGAUCAUGAUGUAUAAUUCUUUUUUUAUAUUGUAUAAAUCUACAUAAUAUAAAAUAAACACUUUUGUCAGUC
This is a messenger RNA of Larimichthys crocea (large yellow croaker), 2130 nucleotides long. It is a transcript of the gene mospd2, whose product is annotated as motile sperm domain containing 2. The coding region runs from base 145 to 1722 and encodes 525 amino acids. Lineage: Eukaryota; Metazoa; Chordata; Actinopteri; Sciaenidae. Gene Ontology annotation, cellular component: endomembrane system; endoplasmic reticulum-endosome membrane contact site. The transcript has 15 exons. The record is from RefSeq and is a predicted model, not a curated record.